This is a messenger RNA of Centropristis striata (black sea bass), 3431 nucleotides long. RefSeq names its product family with sequence similarity 110 member C (gene fam110c). The transcript has a single exon. The record is from RefSeq and is a predicted model, not a curated record. Bases 71 to 1123 code for a protein of 350 amino acids. Lineage: Eukaryota; Metazoa; Chordata; Actinopteri; Perciformes; Serranidae.
CACUGGAGAGAAGCUGAAAGGAUUACCCACUCUUUGGGAAUAGCUGAUUUGAAUCUUCAUUAAAACCACUAUGGAUGCAACCAGUGACACAUCAAAAAUCCUGGAGAAGGGACCUGAAUACCUUCGUAAGCAAAUGGAACUGGAGAGUGAGACAAAAGGAGGCAUGAGUGCUGUGGAGAGGCUCGCUGCAAGCAAAACUAAGUAUGUCAAAAGCCAAAAGGUGGUGAACACAACUCAGGAGCCAGUGAUCAGUCUUGGAUCAGCCUCUGUGUAUAGCACCGGGUCUUCCAACUGGAGCUUGAGAGGUGGCGUGAAUAUUGUCACGGGGAGUAACUCAAGAGAGGCAACAUGUGGCGAGCAAGUCAACAACUCGUCAGGGCAGGUACGUCGGUCCAGUUCCAAAAAACGACCGGACUCUCUUCUGAUUUACAGACAGAAUCAUAAGUUACUGAGAGGGUCAGCAAAUGUCCGUAAACGCCAUAUAAGACGCAAAAAGCUCAGCUCUGUGAAUAAAAAUGAUUCAUUCCCUGAGGCGGCAGAUAGGGAGAGUGAAGAGGAGUGCAACAGGGAAAAAAUCACCACACCUGAGGGAAGGGCAAAGGAAUGCAGCUCGCAUGAAGUGACCUCUCAAUCAGAGGGGAGGAAGAAUGGGCUCGCAGAGCAACACAGCACAGAAAACGAGGAUUCUGGGACAAAGGUUACAGCAGUUGCAAAGAAAUUUGCUGGGCUCCUAGUGGUUCCUGAGUUGGAAGGGAGGUCCAGCAAAGGGGUCAGUCGUUCUCACUCCGACAUCAGCUCCAGGUACUCCAAAAACUUUGCAGACUUUGAUGCUUUUUUCAAGUACUGCGGGCUGGGCGGUGAGGUGAUCGAGUGUUUGGGGAAGGAGAACUUCUCGGCACAUUCGGAUGAAAGACCAUCGAUCAUUCGGAGCAUCAGCAUCUCCACAUCGGACGACGGUUUCUCCAGGGACAGUGGUGACAGCGAUGGACUAAUGGAGGAAAAGUUACAGAAAAAGAGACGUCAAGGGACGUCAGUUAUUGAGCGCAAUGCAAGGAUUAUCAAAUGGUUGUACAGCUGCAAAAAUGCUGUAGAGACUGGAAAAAAGUUAAGAGACCUUGAUUGAAAUAACGUAUUUUUCUCUACAGAGGCCAUAUACUACUUAGCUAAAGCUAUAAAUGAUAGACUUUGUGGAAAACACUGAUAGUGUUUUCCUAGAUAGGUCUCACUGCCUUAUUGUACUGAGUGCACGGGUGAAUUAUGAGACACUGGGUCCCUGGGAACCUGCAAAAGGCCCCACGUAGGAGCAAGACACACAGACUAUUUAGCUGUUUAGUUGUAUCACCUUAUCCUUGUACUUUUUUUUUUUUUUUUCAGUCUUUGGUUAUAGUGACCUUUUUUGUAGUCUUUUUUUUGUCUCUUUGUAGUUCUUUUUGUCUCUUUAUAGUCUUUAAGUGUCUCUUUGUAGUCGUUUUGUGGUUGAUUUGUAUCUCUUUGUUGUUGUUUUGCCCUUUUUUAUGGUCGUUGCGUCUCUUUGUGUCUCUUUUUUAGUAUUUUUGUGUCUCUUUGUGGUCAUUUGGUGUGCUUUCCCAUUUUGUACAUAUGUCUUUGAUUGGCAUUUUGUAGGUGAAGGCAAGGCCACUGACACUUUGGGCCCCCGUGCCCGAUAGGGCUGUUCAGUAAUCUAUCAAUGAUUGUGUAUGUUUGUGUGUCUACAUUCCUAUAUCAUUGUAUCCUUUGUUUUUUGUGCAUACUGUCAGUGUGUGCCAAUGUCAGCCGAAACUUCCGAGAGAAACAAUCCAGCAUGUUUGAUUCUGUUCAAACUUGCAUGAAGCUAUCUCCGUCACGUUGGGGCCACAUACAGUAAACUGCAGAGUAAGCCCAACGUCACAGAAACACAAAGGCUGUUAUUUUCCUAAUUUCUUCAUAGGGUUUCAUAAGGGUUAGUUAGGAUUCACCGAAGUCACGGCAUACAACCGCACUUCAACAAAUCUUAAUGGUCCCUUUUAAAAGGUCCAAAUUGUGUGCACAUGUGCACACUUGAUGACACGCUAAUUCAGAAGAGUACAUAAGAUCACAUUUGCAUUGCCAGGUUGUAGUUGGUAAUAUACUCCAACAAAUAUUGUUAAUCCAUUAAUAAAUGCUUAAUUAGUUGUAAAUAAAUUGAUUAUGGUGCAGAUAUUCUGCAGGCCAAAUGAUUUUACACAAUCUGGCAUCCCAAAAAUUGUUACUGGUGUAUAAGUGUAUCAAACUUUAGUCAAUAACUAUACAAUUGAAAAGAUAUUGGUAACAGAUUUAAUAUGAAUCCUUUAAGAGCAGUAUUAGAAUAUGAUAGCAGCAAUAAAGGCUUCAUUUAGAGUUAUGGCAUCUGAAACAUUUUCAUUAAUAUGAAUUAUAUUCCUCAGUAGAGCAUGAAAGUAACCUUAAAUCACAAUUUGUGCGAUCUGCUUUAUAAUUCAAUUAGCCUGUGAACCAGAUGAAUCUUCGAGCAUGUGUUUAAUUUGCUCAAUUGGUGUGACGAUGCCAGGCUUUAAUCUGGUGAGCAUUGCCAUUUCUCUCCUGGUGCAAGGUCUACAUUCCAUUGCUCACACUCACUUACACACACACACACACUCACACACACAUACACACACACACACACAAGGAGGGAGAUCUGCUCCUUUCAUGUUGUUGUUGUUAUUGUGGUCGAGUGUUUCUUGUUGACAGUAAUGAAGCUGGUAGUAUCAUUAAGUUUAACUGCAGCCAGACAAAAAUGCUUUUAGGUUUUGGUUAUUUCCCUGUCGCAGAGUCCUGCGGGAGAAGAAUGGACCUAAUGAUGUUAAGUUUAAUCUGAGGUUUAAAACCAGUGACCCAAUGUUACUAUCUCCACUUUCCCAAUCUGUCUGCUUUGUGUUUUCACUUUCUCUCCCUUUCUGUCAUUUAGCCAACAACUACACCUAUUACAGAGUGUAACAUGUAUGAAAAAUGCAAUUGUUGACUCAUUGUGUUAAACGGAAUUACCACCUACUCAGGAACGAACCGUAUUCACGUACAGUAUAUGAUACCCAUUACUGAGCUGCACCCAUGUUGCAGACACACCUUUCUCUUCUUCAGAGGCCUGGCAGACUUUAUCACACAAGUCAUAUCAUGUCUUCUCCUCUUGUUAAUUCCUAGAACUCAAAGUCAUUUUUACAACGCAGUUAAUGAUUAAUUUAGAAAAAAUGUCACUUAAAGUUUUGUUUAUGCUUCAACCAUCAGAAAUGUAUCAUAAGUGCACAAUAUGUGAAUAUUGACUGAAAAUGUAUACUGCUUGCAUUGCUGUAGGCUUGUAAAUGUCUUUUUUUAUUAAGGUUUUUAUUGUGUAAGAAUGUUACUAUUACUAAUCCACCACUUAAGACUGGUUUGCUGCUGCCUGGGUAACAUUGUUUUAUACUGAAGUACUGACAAUUUUGCUA